Medioppia subpectinata is the source of this 2139-nucleotide messenger RNA. NCBI's taxonomy places the organism in Eukaryota, Metazoa, Arthropoda, Arachnida, Sarcoptiformes, Oppiidae. The record is from the annotation of a GenBank genome assembly.
UGGUUUUGGUUGAGGCGAGCGUUUGGGUCGACUAGCUCAAAAAGAAUUCCUAAUCUGAAUGAGACAUCACAAGAAGCGGUGCUCGUGUUCGCCGGCGAAGAGGCUUUUGUUGAUUGCAAAGUAGAGAAUCUCCAGAAUUACACAAUUUUAUUUAAAUUCAUGGUCGCCGGCACUGAACCCCAGAAGUCGGAAAUAAUUUCCGCCGGAAAUCUUAUCAUUACAAGUGAUCCGCGCUUUUCAAUGCUUCAUCACUCGGAACACGACGUUUGGGUCCUAAACAUAAAGAAUACUAAAACCACUGAUUCUGGUAUUUAUGUUUGCGAAACCAAUUCCACUCCUAAGCAACAAAUCGCCCGACUUUUAAGUGUAAUCGACACCGACUCCAGAAGUGCCAGAAAUCAAAUCGCCCGACUUUUAAGUGUAAUCGACACCGACUCCAGUGAUAGCAAUGAUAAAACCGAUGCCAUUCUGUCGGAUGUGAACCACAAUUACACAGAAUGUUGUAUCGAAGAGGAAGUGCCAGAAAUGUGUCACUCGUUUUGUCUGAUGAGCGGAAUCGUUAACAACGAUAUCCCGCACCAGACCGUGCGCUCAUGUCUGCAACAUUUGCCGAGUAUUACUAAGUGUUUGAAUGGCGGCAGAAAUAAUCUAAUGUGUUGUAAGCGUCAGAAUAUUCCCAAACCAUGCGAAGGGGUUUGUGUCGGAAAUUUCACGUUAAGCACAGUUAGUGAUCACUACACGUGUAUGGACUACGCGGCCCCAGUCCUCGCCUGUAUCGCAGAGGGCAUCGAAACACUUCCACCGCAACCGCAGGACGUGUUCGUUGAGUCCGUUUCGACGACAGAGCUUAAGGUCAAGUGGUUUAAGACCGAGAAUUCAAAGGACGCCAAAACCGACUCCUAUCUGAUAAAUGUCAAGUGGUUUAAGACCGAGAAUUCAAAGGACGCCAAAACCGACUCCUAUCUGAUAAAUGUCACACAAUUGCAUACAUUUGACGAUUUGGUCGAUAACAAGAAACUCAAUAAUUUGAACAUUAAGGACAACUCUCGACCCAUUAAUAACACACAAAUGUCUUAUAAAGUGAACGCAUCGUUAAGUGAAUACACUAUUAAAGACUUGAAACAGUUUACGAUGUAUGAGAUCCAGAUGUCGGCCGUAAAUAAGUUUGGAGACAGUUUGCCAACUGAUCCAAUCCGUGCGCUAACAUUAGCCCCAGAAUCGGAUACACAAAAAAUACCCAAAUCAACCAAAACUGAUCCCAAACUCCCGAAUAUUAGAAAGUGUUGUGAAAACAAUGGCGUGGUUUUGGACCGAUGUCUUAACACACUAUGCGAUCCGACACAAGCGGAUACGGCCAGUCUGUCUGAUCUAAUGAUCUGUGCGCCAUGGGCAAACGUUACGUUCAAAUGCAUGUCAAUGGAGACGACAGAAGAGGGAUUCACUGAUCACUCCAAUUGCUGCGAACAAAGAGCUGUUAAUCCGAUUACGAUUAACACAACGCCUACUGUUAUGCCUAACAAUACGUCGGGUUUUCAAACGAUACGCCUCUCGAGAGCUGUUAAUCCGAUUACGAUUAACACAACGCCUACUGUUAUGCCUAACAAUACUUUCAACAAUUUAUUGCCUAAUGAUGUGGAGUGCACUGAAGAGCCUCUCAGAGACACUACAAGCGGAUCCGUGAAGACACUGAGACCAUUCUGGAGUUCAAACCAGGGAUUCUCCGUUUGGUUCCUCAUUAGAUCCCGUGAGCCGAUCGGUCUGUGGACCAAAAUAUGCUUCUUCUCGGGAGCCGUCCACCCGAUUCUAACUGUAUUGUCAUCAAUGAAUUGCUCGACGCGGACAUUGAUGGGAGGGCCGGGCAGUAGAGCUCUGCCCUCUUGGAAACACGAUAUGAUUUCCCGAGAAGACGACAGAAUACACAGCGAAGACCCGCACACCAGCGAAGACAUCCAUUGGGCACUUGGCGUCUGCGGCAACACUGCUGAACUGAUUCGGGUGUCACUGCAAGGGCAUACCUCUGAGUGGGCAACUAUUUAUUACAAACGAGACAUACAUUUCCCGAAACUGUGCAGAAGAGUCGAGCGGUGCCUCCGAUCGGUGCUGUACUUAGGAUUGGAUUGCCGACAGCCGUUGGCUUAA